AUGGAUUUAGAUUGGAAGAGAAUAUGCUUUAGGAGAGAAUCUGAAAUAAAAGAAGGAGGAUCGGGUGAAAUAGUCAUUUUUAAAGAAAUAACAGAUAUUCCAAGUGAAUUGCAGGAAAUAGCAACAGGCUUGCCAGAAAACACAGCAAACAUGUGGACGGUCUAUAAAGAAAGAACAUAUGUCCUAUGCAAGGUUUCAGAAGAGAAAGCAACUAAUUUGGCAGAGAUAAGAAGUAUUGCUGCCAAAGCAACAGGAAGAUUAGUUAAGGAAGGCAUACAGAACAUAGUAAUUGAAAAGGAGAGAGAGUCACAAAUAACCCCAUGGAUAGUUGAAGGAAUUCUUAUUUCAUCGUAUAAAUAUGACUUACUGCAUAGUAAGAAGAGCACGCCAGUAAAUCUUAUAUACAAUGGAGAGACCGCAGAGGUGCUUCAGGCUAUAACCGUCUCAGAAGCACAGAACUUUGCAAGAUUUUUAGUAGACACGCCAGCAAACAAGCUUACACCAACACUUUUUGUAGAGUACGCCAAGGACUAUCUUCCAAAGGAAGUGACUGUUAAGGUGUACGGCAGAGAAGAGCUUAAAAAAAUGAACAUGAAUCUUUUCCUUGGUGUAUCAAAUGGGUCAGUAGAAGAGCCAAAGCUUCUAGAGCUAAGAUACAAUAAGGGAGAGAGCGAAGGAAAGGAGUGCAUUGCUCUGGUUGGUAAAGGAAUUACUUUUGAUUCUGGUGGUAUUAGCUUAAAACCAUCUGCCAAAAUGGCAGCAAUGAAGGGUGAUAUGGGAGGCGGCGCUUCAGUUGUUAGUACAAUUGGUGCCCUUGCAAGGCUCUCUGCUAAUGCAAAUGUGGUUGGAAUCAUUCCACUAACAGAAAACCUUCCAUCGGGCAGCGCAACAAAGCCUGGUGAUGUACAUAUAGGCAGUGCAGGAAAGAGUGUGGAAGUAGACAACACAGAUGCCGAGGGGCGGCUGGUUUUAGCAGAUGCACUUGACCAUGCAUUGAAAUUCAGCCCUGCAAAAAUCAUUGAUAUUGCUACUUUAACAGGUGCUAUCACAGUUUCUCUAGGGCCAGUAAUGGCUGGUCUAUUUAGUAACUCAGAUGACCUAGCCAAUUCUCUGUUUAAUACGUCUCAUGAAGUUGAGGACAAACUAUGGAGGCUUCCUGUAACAGAUGAGUAUAAAUCGCUCAUCUCAUCAGAGGUAGCAGACUUAAAAAAUGUUGGAGGACCAGCGGGUGGAUCAAUCACUGCAGCACUGUUCCUAAAAGAGUUUGUUAAAGAUACUCCCUGGGCCCAUCUGGACAUAGCAGGCGUGGCCUUCAAUACACUUACACCAGAUUUGCAUGGAAAAGGUGCAACAGGGCGUCCAGUUAAAUUACUGACUAACUGGGUUCUUAAGCAGUAAGUAUAAAAUUAAUGGAUGGGUCUAUAUUAGAAAUAAGCAAAAUUUAAAUAAAUAUAACC
Nematocida parisii ERTm1 is the source of this 1457-nucleotide messenger RNA. RefSeq names its product cytosol aminopeptidase. Gene Ontology annotation, cellular component: cytoplasm. The record is from RefSeq and is a predicted model, not a curated record. Bases 1 to 1398 code for a protein of 465 amino acids. NCBI's taxonomy places the organism in Eukaryota, Fungi, Microsporidia. The transcript has a single exon. Gene Ontology annotation, molecular function: metalloaminopeptidase activity; manganese ion binding. Gene Ontology annotation, biological process: proteolysis.